AUGAGCAAAUAUAUUGCGAAGAAAGGUGAACAUGGUUUUAGUUGGACAUACGAGAUUGAAGUGAUGAACUCUUCACGUCUAAUUAUCGUCAUCGCGAUAGCAGUAGCUCUGCUCACUCUGCUCUACCAACCAGUGGUAGCAAAUCGCAUCAUUCCAGAAGCAGAAGUUGGUCUGGAAGAAAUGUAUGACUUGGACGACCUUGAAGGUCCCUUCUUUGUAGAUCGUCGAGGUUUCCUCACUAGCUCCCGUCUUGGCCGACGCAAGAAGGGUUUUCUGACAGCUGGUCGAUUAGGACGCUGA
Messenger RNA from Rodentolepis nana, 300 nucleotides. The record is from the annotation of a GenBank genome assembly. Lineage: Eukaryota; Metazoa; Platyhelminthes; Cestoda; Cyclophyllidea; Hymenolepididae.